This is a messenger RNA of Rana temporaria (common frog), 623 nucleotides long. Its product is annotated as mucin-5B-like. Bases 105 to 554 code for a protein of 149 amino acids. The record is from RefSeq and is a predicted model, not a curated record. NCBI's taxonomy places the organism in Eukaryota, Metazoa, Chordata, Amphibia, Anura, Ranidae. The transcript is spliced from 2 exons.
CCAGGUAGUAAUUCUCGCACCAUAGGGGACUGCCCCAUUUUAUAAGGAGCCAGCUAGUCUUUGCUCCCCACAGUAUCACCCAGAUAGACGGAAGGAUCAUCACCAUGUACCUUCAACUCAUACUCACGCUCAGCUGCUUCAGCCAUGUCUUCUCAGUACCGGUGUCAACCUCCAGCAACUGCACACCGUCCUGCCAGUGGACACAAUGGUUUAAUGUUGAUCGCCCCACAGACAAAUCAGAUGGUGGAGACUUGGAGACACUGGAAAAUAUCAGAGCUCGUGGAUACAAUAUAUGCCGAGAACCCAAAGAUAUUAACUGCCGUUCUGUCCGAUUCCCUUACCUUCCCUAUACUUAUCUCCUUUACAAAAUUCAGUGUGACCGCAGCACAGGACUAAUUUGUCUGAACAGGGACAAUGUGGACCCAUGCAUAGACUUUGAGGUGCAGCUGCUGUGUUGCACUUGUGAAGAAGAGCCACCCAAGACCACAGUGCUCCCGGCCGUGACCACAAGUAAGUUUUAUACUUACUGGAAUGUUUGCUUGUGUUUUCACUAAAGAACAACUAUCAUGAAAAAAGUCUAUCUAUACAACACAAAUUGUGAAAACUGACAAUAUCAUUCUUAA